AUGGCAACGAUUAUCGUUCGAAGACAACCGCGCAGCAAGGGAUGUGAGCAGUGCAUUGCACGCCGUGUUAAGUGCGACGAGAGGCCCGGGUGCUGUAAGAAUUGUGCUCGUUUUGGUCUCCCCUGCUCAGGAGCAAUUCGCGGUGCAGUCUUUCUCGACAUGACGGAGAAGGUAUCUUGCAGCUCAACGAAGCCAAAGAAGCAAAGGAGGAAAAAGAAAACAGUCGUCCCUCAAGAGAAGACGGGAGAGCCGACAGAGCAGACAGAGCAGCCCACUCCCCCAGAUGAUGCUUCAGAGCAAAAAGGCACUGUUGUGGAGCAGACAAGGUCUUUGGCAGUCCGUUCUGCCGUAUUUCCGACCACUCCGGUUGACCCUACGUGUGACAAUGGGGACGAAGCACCAUGCGCGGAUCUUCUUGAGAUAGAAGAGAAAGGCGAGAGGAGCCAUUGCGACCAUUCGACUGUCCCAAACACUCGGCUCGUUUCCCACUUUGACGACGGAAGUUGCUUCGGCAGGAAGACCUUCAGUUACAACUCAUCCAUCCCUCCACAUCUGGACGCGGCAGCGUACAACGAGUAUUGUUUCGUCGGAAAGUUUGCUCAGCAGCUCCUCAGCUCUCGUCAAAGCUACUCCACCAACAGGCCCAAGUCAUGGAUCCUCGAGCUCCCCCAUCUAGCGGCGACAAACGCGCUACCGUCGGCUCUUAGAUACGCGAUGCACGCGGCGGCACUCCUCUAUCACGCCGUAAUGAAUCACGAUGACAGGGCAAAAGUCGCCUCCUUGAAGUGGUAUCUCGCUGGAAUCCAGAGCUAUCGAACCACGGUACUGGGAUCGAAGCCGAAGAAAGAUGUUGCGGCAUCAGGACCAGCGGAGAAGACUUUGAGGUCGGAAGGGAUGAGCGUCUUGGAAAUUGCAGAGAUUUGUGUCCCAAUCAUGUUCUCCUUCUACGAGGGCCUACAGGGCGCGAGUUCGGACGUAGAGUUUCUUCACCAUGCGGCGGCCACAGAGAUGCUGGAGCGACGCGGUCCAGAGAAAUGUGUCAGUGGCCUCGCUCAUGGCGUGAUGCGCUCACUCAGAGUCCGAGAGGCUUUUUAUUCCAUCAUGCACAAUAGAUCCGCCAACUUUUCCUCCCCUGAAUGGCUCUCUAUCCCCUUUCAGCAAAAACACAAGAUUUGCUACGACAGACUCAUCGACAUCCUCCUCUCGUUUACCAAAGUGCUUCGCCUCCCGUUCCUGAACCAGAAGGGAGCAACACUCAGGCGUUCCGUAAACCGCGUCCACGACCUUUCUACAACCCGCAAAGCCGAUAUCGAGCAGAGAACAAUGAUUCUUUUGGCACAACUUCAGGACUGGUGGCUGCUUUUCAGACAAGAGCACUGCGAAAUCAUCACGUUGAGCCCCGAAUGCUCGCUCAGCCCCGAAAUUGCCCACAUGACCGUCGCCUCUCCCACAUCCGUCCUCACGAACCCGCUCUCCAGCUCGUGGAUGGUCGCCAACAACGAAACCCUCACCGCGAGCAUGCUCUCCCUAUACAGCGCCACCCACAUGAUUCUUCACACAAUCCUCCUCAUCAUCUCACUCUCCAAGGCCCCGUAUUUCAUGGGGCCUGAUGGUCAGACAGAGGUCGAUUCCCACCAAGCCUCGAUCUCGGCAUACGCGACAGGCGUCUUCAACGCCUCAAUGCACCUAAAUAUGAUCAACCCCUUCUGCGGCGACUCCGUCCGGACGAGCUUUUCCAUGACGAUUGUUUCUCAGUUUGCUUUGGAGGAUACGCAGCGGGAUGAAGCUCGGCGGAUACUCGCUCAGUGGAAGUCACUUGGAAUAUCUUUUGCGGAUACUGCUUGUUUCAACGAUACUGUAGCAUACUCCGUACUGGCAGUCGUUUUAGAGGGCGCUGAACAUCACGACUACAGAAUCAGCCCUGCUGCUGCUGUCUCUGCUGCUGCUGUCUCUGCUGCUGCUGUCUCUGCUGCUGCUGCCUCUGCUGCUGCCGCGCCUGUCGCCGCCGGCACGCUCCUUAAUUCUGGAGAUCGCGACAUUGACGUUCGUGGUGUUGUAUGGGCUACGGGCAUUUCCAUCAGGGCACACUGUAAAGGGGUGUGUGGUCAUGGAAGUGCUAGUGUAGGCGCAGCAAAUUCAGACUACUCAUAA
This is a messenger RNA of Trichoderma reesei QM6a, 2151 nucleotides long. RefSeq lists its product as uncharacterized. The transcript has 7 exons. The record is from RefSeq and is a predicted model, not a curated record. NCBI's taxonomy places the organism in Eukaryota, Fungi, Ascomycota, Sordariomycetes, Hypocreales, Hypocreaceae. Bases 1 to 2151 code for a protein of 716 amino acids. Gene Ontology annotation, molecular function: DNA-binding transcription factor activity, RNA polymerase II-specific; zinc ion binding. Gene Ontology annotation, biological process: regulation of DNA-templated transcription.